AGUGGGAGGACAAACUCCGCUCCGAAUGCUCGAGGCUCAAGGGCGAGCUGGACGGCCUCCACGCCGAGGAGAAGCACCUGGCAGUCGAGUCGAUGAAGGUGCAGAAGGAGCAGGAGAUCCGGGCGCUGAAGCAGUCGUGGGAACUUCGUCAGGAGGAAAUGACCAAGGAGAUUUCGACGCUGAAGGACAGUUUGACGGAGAAAGACGCUUAUUACCAUAAGGAAAUGGAGAACAUGAGAACCAUUGCUGAUCGCGACAUCUGGGAACUCCGCAGGAAGUAUCAGAAGCUGGACGAGAAAUCUUGGUCGCAGAUGGAGAACUUGCAGGAGAAACAUAGGGAGGAAAUGGACCGCCUUCGGGAGGAACACGAGGAACGCGUGAAGGAACUUGAGGCUCGACUGAACGCGGCCACGUGUCAGCUGCCAGACGAUGACGCAAGAGUUCAGAUGGAGAAGAUGUACAAGGAACAGGUCGAGCAUUUGACUGAACAGCAGACUCUCAGCAUGGAGAGACUACGCGAGGAGCUGGAAGCCGAGAAGUUCAGAGCCGUGGAGGAGGCGCGCGUGCUCGUGUCUAAGCAUCUGGAGUACGUGAACGCCACCCUCAGAGAACAGCUGACAGAGGCCGUCACGAGUAAUAACAUUUACCGACAAGAGAGCGAGGCGAUGCGCAUGGCCCUCCAGCGUCGCGAGGAGGUCAUCCAGAGCCUUGAAGAGGACAUGGCCAAGCUCAAGGCGGAGUAUGGCCUCAACAAGAGUCCCUCCCACCCUCACUACAUGGCCUCCCAGAGCUCCCUGGCCUCCUCCAACGACUCCAGCAGCACCUCCUCCAGUAAUUCUCAGGACCGCGUCAGCCUGUCGGAGUCCAUCGGGGCUUCGGCCGAGGAGGAGACGCCCAAGUCGGGCGGUAGCGGUCUCCUUGGCAAAGUAUUCGGAGGCGGUUGGUUUAGCAGCUCCAAGACUAAGGAAACGCCUCGAAGGGGAAGUGCGCCCUCUACGGGUAAUCAGUCAAAAACGUCAACGUAGUCCUCACAACCUACUCGAAGAUGCCCCCCCCUUAUACUCCCUCCUAAUACACACUCAUACACACCCUCCUUUGCGUUCCGAAGGGGGUGGUGUGCACUAGCGUGUGUGUGGGGGGGAGGAGCCACAUAAAAGGGGCGUGGCUGAAUAUUUUCGUCUGACGUCAUCAGCAGCAGAGAUCGUCCGAAUGGCUUGUCUGUUAUUCUCUGUUUCUCUUCUUCUCUUCGUCUGUCAUUUCUUUCUUUAUGUGCUUAUGUCGUGGGCUCCUGGUUUAUUUAUUUAUUUUUUCAAAAGGAAUGAAUUUAUUUUUAUUGGAAUUUGAAGACUGACUUAGAUGUUGUUCUGAUUCCAAUUUGUUUUUUAUUGAUAUGGAGAACUAUAUAAAAAACUAUACAAAAGCAUCAAAAGAUAAAUGAAAUCAAAACGUUCUGAAAAGCGAGCCCAUGACGUCAUAGGGAUAGUCUCUCCGGUUUUCCUUUCAAGUUUUUUCUAAACCUCUCUUCAAGCGACGCUUUUUCUCUGAUGACAUUCUUAUUCCACAAAUGGUAUGGAGAUUUUGUCUUAUAUUUAUUGCUUUUACAAUGUAAAAACUGUAACAAAAACGAAAAAAUGAAAAAAAAAAUGGCCGUAGGUUGAGCUCCGCUGUGGCUGCUCUCUGUAUGCAGGAUUCCUUGUGCCAAAAGGUAGAUGAUUAGAUCAUUAAUUAACGUUCAAUUACCGGGAAGUAGACACUACUACGGUAGAACGGAUUCAUUAACGAUCAUCUACCUAAACAUAGAGUUGACAACCCUAUCUUGAAAGUGUCGUAGAUGAAGGCUGUUGACCCGCUGACCCGUUUAUUCAAAGGCGCUUCUAUAAGGAAGGGUCUGAGGUCACGUCUCAAGAAGGCAUUCACGUGUUUCUCGGUCUCUUGAAUCAGGUGGCUAUUCUGUUGAAGAUUCAUAAAUAACACGAGUGAACACAGUGAAAACGUAGGAGAAAAGUGUUCACUGGUGCUUACAAACUGUGUUAUUAUAAUGAAUAAAUGAGUAUAUGUAUGUAUAUAUAUAUAUAUAUAUAUAUAUAUAUAUAUAUAUAUAUAUAUAUAUAUAUAUAUAUAUAUAUAUAUAUAUAUAUAUAUAUAUGUAUGUAUAUGUACAUACAUGUUUUCUUUAGUUGGAAGCCUUUGGCAAGAAAAUACUAUUUAUGAACCUUCAUUACGAAGAACAAACAAUACUGCUCUUUUAUUUUCUAUACUGGGUUUGUACGUCGCGUUGCUGUAUUGGCAACACUGCGAUACAUCCCAUGGAUAUAAAUUUGGCAGAUUUUGAAGAAGCACUAUAGGCCUUAAGAUAUUUCCAGCCCUCGUAGAGUAAGGUGACAUAGUAGACUUGUUAACGGCAAGGAAUAUAAGCUCCCGUUCAUAUAGACAUGUACUAUAUAUAUAUAUAUAUAUAUAUAUAUAUAUAUAUAUAUAUAUAUAUAUAUAUAUAUAUAUAUAUAUAUAUAUAUAUAUAUAUAUAAAACCCGAAAAGAACAAAAAAUGUCAGUUUCAGACGAAUAUCACUCUUAACGAUUAAAGAAAGUAGCUGCACUUUGGAUCAAUGAUAAAGUUAAUAUUUGCUAAAACGAUUUUGUUCUCAAAGUCUAAUAUCUGAGUCUCGCAUCCAGCAACGGAAUUAUUCAAACGGUGCUGAGGCAUUUGGAACCUUAUGCGAUAGUGACACAGAGGUGAAAUUAGCCCGAUGGAGUUCCCUUGAGGCUCCAUGCAAAUGUUCCAAUAUUACGGCAUUGAUACGUUCUGUGUGCGUGUGUUAGCGUCUGUGUGCACGUACAUGGGUGAAAUAUUAAAGCAUAGUGUGUGCGUAUGUAAGUAUGUGAGUGAGAGUUAAUUAAAAAAAAAAGUAAUACAGAAUUAGAAGAGAUAUAGGAAAUGUAAAAGAGUUUUUGUAGUUUUAUAUUUCAAUUGUAGAAUUAAGCUUUAUCCUGUGUCAGUCUUUCUCCGCGAGGAAAUUUUAGGUAUUGUGGUAAUACUUGCUUUAUAAAUAUAGUUUGGAGGUUUUCCUUUAACAUUUGGUUAAUAGACUAAAUAUAAUGUAUAUGUACUCACGUGUGUAUGGAUAUACAUACUUGUUUUCUUUUAUAUAUAUAAUAGGGCUAUUAACCUUUUUUUAGCUUGUGUUAUGACGCACGUGUAGAGAAUAGGUUAGUAUAGCUUUCUUUAUUUCUGGAUGGCAUUUUAACCAAGAUUAUUUAUUAUGAUUAUUACUCAUCUCUUCACUUUUCUGUUGUUCAUGAUCCUCGUUCUUAUGAUAUGACAUUAACACCUCUUUUUUGUAUAAAGAUGACAGGAGCUUCACUGCAAUCGGCGAGUUAAAAUAGAGUAUAUUUUCAUCUUUGCAUUUUAACUCUGCGGAAUUUUGUGGAGCUUAGACAUAUAUAAAGAAUAGUGUUGUUGUUUUUUUUUCUUAUCUUAUCUUUGGUGUAUAUAUAUAGGUGAGAAAUUAUUUAGAUGUAACCCUACAGCUUUGUAUUCCAUGCGCAUGAGAACAGUGUGCAUGUGUGUGUGUAUCUAUGUGCGUUCGCUUUCAACGCAAUGACGUAAGUGUGACGCAGUGAUACAGGUUGUGACGUAAUAGGGGCGAUGCCUGUCUGUCACACUGCGUUUUAUGAUGGGCGAGAAACUCUUGACUGCCCAGCUGUAAGAAAACCUUUUUUAUAACUACUGAAAUAAAAAGAAAAUGAAAGGCA
Molecule: messenger RNA, 3752 nt
Organism: Penaeus indicus
Lineage: Eukaryota; Metazoa; Arthropoda; Malacostraca; Decapoda; Penaeidae
Product: centrosomal protein of 164 kDa-like
Exons: 7
Coding region: 93-1025 (310 amino acids)
Source: RefSeq, a predicted model, not a curated record